Molecule: messenger RNA, 2895 nt
Organism: Pararge aegeria (speckled wood butterfly)
Lineage: Eukaryota; Metazoa; Arthropoda; Insecta; Lepidoptera; Nymphalidae
Gene: Alg2
Product: alpha-1,3/1,6-mannosyltransferase ALG2
Exons: 1
Coding region: 101-1372 (423 amino acids)
Molecular function (GO): GDP-Man:Man(1)GlcNAc(2)-PP-Dol alpha-1,3-mannosyltransferase activity; alpha-1,3-mannosyltransferase activity
Source: RefSeq, a predicted model, not a curated record
CCGAAUUAUGUAUCUGUUUUUUCGCCAGUUUUAUAUUUUGCAAAGCGAAGUUUUAUUGGUAAAGUAAUAGAUAAUUGAUGCGGGCAAUUAUAAAAUCAAAAUGGUAAAAAUACUAUUUCUCCACCCAGACUUGGGUAUCGGCGGAGCGGAGCGAUUAGUUUUGGAUGCCGCAUUGGCCUUCAAAACCAAAGGCCACGACGUUGCUUUUUUCACGAAUCAUCACGAUCCAACGCACUGUUUUGCCGAAACCAGGGACGGAACUUUUCCUGUGACGGUAAUUGGUGAUUGGAUUCCGCGGUCUAUUUUUGGGAGAUUCAAAGCGGCAUGCGCAUAUGCUCGCAUGGUUUUUGCCGCUGUAUACUUAGCCUGGUACGUUAUACCGGUCGAGGAGCCUACAUUGAUUUUCUGCGAUCUAAUAUCAUUAUGUAUUCCAUUUUUGAAGAUGGCUAGUGGUCCGUUCCGAGUAGUAUUCUAUUGCCACCAUCCAGACAAGCUCCUAACUUCUGAGGGUGGUCCUUUGAAAAGGAUAUACAGAGCACCAUUGAACUGGUUAGAGGAACUUACAACAGCAAAAGCUGAUAAGGUUUUAGUUAAUAGCAAAUAUACAGCUAGAGUGUACCAAGAUGCAUUUCAAAAGAUUAAAGAUGUCCCAGAUAUUUGCUAUCCUUCAAUAAACACUGAUUUCUUUAACAAAACCACUCCAAAAUGUCUCAAAGAAGUAGUACCAGUUGGCACAGACAAGUUUAUAUUUCUGUCAAUAAAUAGAUAUGAGAGAAAAAAGAAUUUGCCCCUCGCAUUAGAGGCAAUGAACUAUUUGAAGAGUAUAUUGCAUGAGUCUGAUUGGGAAAGAGUACAUUUGAUUAUGGCAGGUGGUUUUGAUCCAAUUAAUUUGGAGAACAUGGAGCAUUUUAUAGAGCUUACUGACUUAGUCACAGAAUUGGAUAUAGAAGAUAAGGUAACAUUUAUGAAGUCGCCCAAAGACGAUGAGAAAGUCUCUCUAUUGUACUACUGUAGAGCAUUAAUAUAUACACCGUCUAAUGAACAUUUUGGUAUUGUGCCUCUAGAGGCGAUGUAUUACAGCAAGCCGGUAAUAGCGGUGAAUAGUGGCGGGCCAACUGAGACCAUUGUCAAUGAGGUUACUGGUUUCCUUUGCGAGCCUAAUAGAAAAUCUUUUGCUGAUGCCAUGUGUAAAUUAAUUGCUUCUCCUGACUUAUGUGGAAGGCUCGGUGAAUCAGGAAGGAAGCGAUUUGAAACCAAGUUCUCCUUUGAAGCAUUUACAAAUCAAUUAGAUGGUAUAUUGACAAGAGAGAGGCAGCUCAUAUCUGAAGCGCGAGCUGUGGACUCUGAGGAAAAGGAAAAGAAGCGUAAAUAACAAGAUGCCCACACUCCAACAAUAUUUGAUAUUGUUUGAGUGUUAUAAACAAUUUUUUGAUCUCUUGUGAUAGUAGGUUUUCGUAAUUGAGUAUUAGCAGUUAAAACUGGUGUGUCCUGUCAAAAGAUGCGAAUGAUUGUUCUUAUUUUAGUAAAUAUUUAUUUCCUGUAAUAAAUUCAUAACAUAGAUAUAUUAAAAUGUUAGGCUAUCUGAAAGUUGUAUGCAAUCUGUAUAAGUCAUCUUCUGCACACUAUCAGAGUUCUUUUUAAGAGAUGCAAAUUGUUGUACAUAGCUAAAAACAGAUAAUUCAAUUAUAUCAACAGCCUUGCUUCAGCAUUUAAUAACUUUCUCUAGAUAAUGAUGUGUGAUGGUGAUUUAAAGCAGUAUGUUGAGAUUUGUGUAAAUUGAAAUAAGCAUAUCCUGCAUUUUCUCAGUUUGAAUCAUAAUAUCUGUCUAUAAAACUAAUAUUUGUCUUUGACUGUGCCAUGCUUAGUGCUGCACUUAUUUUUACUAUUGAUAUAUUUUUAUUAAACCAAAGCCAAAAGAAAAUGUAAAAACUGCUUUUAAGUUAUAUAUGCAUGCUGUCUAGUAAAUAUUUGCAAAUUGAAAAAUUAUAUUUUCAUAAAGAAAUUGUAUUGUAAAGUACUAUUUAAAAUAAGUAUGUAAUGUGAGAUGUAGCAUAAAAUUUAGUAGCUUUGCUCGUCAAUUUAACUUAGAUGGGAUUUUUUCUAAUUGUCAGUGUCUAAUUAUAAACUACUAUUAUAUAACCGUUUGUAAUUAUUGUGUUAAUGUAAAAACAAAAGGAAUAAAAUCCUAUUUACAAUUCACAGCCAAAGUGGCUUGACCUUAAUAAAUACUUAGUACAGUAUAUAUGAUCUAAGUUGGCCAUACUGAAAUAAAUCACAAGAUGUAGUUGUUUAAGUUUAUUUUUUCUUUCUUUAUUUUUAGGUCAAAAAUAGUAAAUUAACAUAAAAAAAAAUAUAACAUAAAAAUGUAUCGUAAAGCUCCAAAUGAUAAAUCAGAAAAUAUCAAAAAUAAUUUAAUUGGGUUGAAAAAUAAUACAUAGAAUAAAUAUAUUAAUCAUUGAUUGACUAUUUUUUAUAUAUUUUAUAUAUUAACCAUAGAUUUGGCUUGUGGUAGAGCAUUUUUAUGUAUAACAAACAUAAAUUCAUAAGUUACAAAAUACUGGAAUCUGAAUAAUGUUACGACUAGUUAAGUAAGAAUUUACAGUGGAAAAGAUAAAAAUGUUUUACUCUGGCAUCCCAGGCUAUUAUCUGUUGACUAUCUGUAGAUUUUUUUACUUUAGGACAUUUUGAUUAUGUUGUACCAUGUUGUUGAGACUGCAUCUUUUGUUGAUUUUCAUUUCUUUUUAAAAUGUUAAAUCAAAUGUAUGUGGCAGUUAUAAAAUUGAUAAAUUUAAUAUAGAUUCUUCCAUAUAAUAUUCUCAACUUAAAAUUAUGUUAGAUAAGUAAACAUUGUUAAAUUUGUAUCCUGUGUAUAAAAUAUAUGUCUUGAUAAAGUUA